AUUGGAGAUAACUCAGAGGAAGCAACUAGAAGCGGAGGGAGUGCUGUGUGUAAUCUGUAAAUGAACGACAACAUGGAAAACGUUUGUAUCGACAGUCUGAUCCUGAAGCUGCACGAUGUGGGCGCAGUGAAGUUUGGAGAGUAUAAACUGAAGACUGGCAUGCUGACACCCAUUUACAUCGACCUGAGGGUGCUCGUGUCCUACCCCGCGCUCAUGAACCAGGUGUCAGGUCUCAUCUACCAGAGAGUCCAAGACGAGGGGCUGCAGUUUGACUCUGUGUGCGGUGUUCCAUACACAGCCCUGCCUAUAGCUACAAUUAUCUGUUCUAGACAUGAACUACCCAUGCUCAUCAGGCGAAAGGAGGCCAAGGACUAUGGGACCAAGCGUAUGGUGGAGGGCUCGUGUCGUGAAGGGGACACAUGUCUGAUCAUUGAAGACACGGUGACCAGCGGUACCAGCAUCCUGGAGACUGCCGAAGUGCUUUACAAAGAGGGACUGAAGGUGACAGACUCCAUCGUACUUAUGGACAGAGAGCAAGGCGGGGUGGAGAUGUUGAACUCUAAGGGAAUCAAGCUCCAUCCUAUCAUCUCCAUGUUUAAGCUACUCAACGUGCUGUUGGCUGCUGAACGCAUCGACGCUCAAACCUCACAGAGUGUCCGCAAGUUCAUCCUGGAGAAUAACACUUUCAGCCCAAAAGAGGAGAACGGUAAUGGUGAUCCUGCCCCCAAGAAGCCAUGUAUGGAACAGAACCUGGAGCUGAGCUAUGCAGACAGAGCCAAACUACCAAAUGUUCAUCCUCUGGCGUCAAAGCUGCUGAAGAUCAUGGAAGAGAAGCAGUCUAACCUUUGUGUGUCUGUUGAUGUGACGAGCAGCGAGGAACUGCUCCAGCUGGCCGACACUCUAGGUCCGAAGAUGUGUGUGCUGAAGACCCACGUAGACAUCCUGAAGGACUACACUGUAGCCUUCAGCCAGAAACUACAGGCUUUGGCUGAGAAUCACAACUUCCUCAUCUUCGAAGAUCGCAAGUUUGCUGACAUUGGGAACACAGUCAAGCAUCAGUAUGAAGGUGGUAUGUACCAAAUCUCGUCUUGGUCCCACAUAGUUAAUGCUCAUGUGGUGCCAGGGCCUGGAGUUGUGAAGGGUCUGGGAUCUGUAGGGAAGCCUCUUGGCCGAGGCUGUUUGCUCAUAGCACAGAUGAGCUCCCAGGGGUCUCUGGCUACUGGUGAAUACACACAGGCUGCGGUGAAGAUGGCAGAGGAGCAGUCAGACUUUGUGAUUGGGUUCAUCUGUGGCUCAAGGGUCACUAAGAGGCCAGAGUUUAUCCACAUGACCCCCGGGGUGCAGAUGAAGGCUGGAGGAGAUGUUCUGGGCCAGCAGUACACCACUCCAGAGGAAGUUAUUUGCAACAAAGGCUCUGAUGUCAUCAUCGUCGGACGGGGUAUCCUGGAGGCUCCUGACAGGCUGAAAGCUGCUGAGGCGUACAGAAAGUCGGCCUGGGAGGCUUACACAAAGAGACUGGAACAGAGUGGCCACUAGGAGCAAAAAAAAAAGCAUCUUUUCGUCUAAUUGACAAUUCAAGCUACAGAUGUAAUGAGGACUUCUGCAGAUGAUCAGGAUUUUCGUUUUUAGGUUUAGAUUUUUUCAGGAACACCAGUGUGCACAUAAUUGUAUACAUAGAAAUAUAUGUAGAUUUGUGCGUCUCUACAUCACACUGCCACAUCAAAACACGGGUUCCUAUACAAUUUAACAUGCAAGGGGCCAGUUUAGGGGAAUCUGACACUUUAUUGGUGAAGAUUUUUAUGUGUACUCUCGAUUCUGUCCUAUUAAUAAGCUGCUCAACUUGACCUGGCAUCUGGUUGGCUCCGCUGCUUCUGACAUGGUGAAGUAUUUUGGAAAAGGGUUCAGUAGUAUUUAGAGAUGAGUGAAUUAUUCUUAUCCGAUCCAACCAUGCAGAGAGAGUUAAAUCAUUUUCUUUUUUUUAACCUAGUUUUUUUAAGAGCAUGCACUGUUGGUGCAUCCCUGAGGAUUUGUGUGUUACAAACAGGAAUAUAAGAUGUCAUUCCCUUUUACAAAGAUGACAGCUUCCAGCCAAAGUGAGGCUCUUCUUUGUCACAAACACACCAUUCCUGGGUCUGCUUUCUUAUGACUGCGGUAUCAAGGUUAAAAUUCAGGGUAUUUUCUCAUCAUACAGCAAUAAAUAUUGUGUAUUUCAAAUUGCACAAUUGGGAUUAGGAUUAGGGUUAGGGUUGUCUGAUACCGUUCAGACACAUUUUAUUCCUCAUAAUCUCAGUAGUUUUCUGGUUACAUGAACAUUUACAGUAUUUAGAGCAGCUCGAACAGGUACAGUUCAGCAAUGGAUGAUGGGUUUCUCACUGUGGUCUUCACUCAACGUUUUUGAGGGAAUGCAUUAUAAACUUGAUAGGUGCACUACAAAAUGAUUGCCUCUGUUUUUGCCUGAUUGCUUGAGAUUCCCUAAAACAAAGUAUGUCAGGUAUGUGGACCCUCUGAGCAGUGAACUGUCUAUGUGAUCGGUAUUUUUCACCAGCUGUAAUAAUUUAUAUAUUAUCUCGAAUGAUCUGAGUGUAGCCUCAUUAAUUAUAAGAUGUGGAAGUGCUGAUUGUGGCUGGGAUAAACGACACAAGUGUCUUGAUUACGUCCAAUGUCUGCCGUCCAUACUGAUACCUUUAAAAUGACAAAAAACUGAUGUGAGACAUUUGUUUUUCUGAAGAGAGAUGAAUGCAGUUAUAUUGUGAUGUGAUCAGUGAACCCACACAACCACUCUACAAGUUGUUCUAAAAAACUAAAAAAAAGACAGUGGAUAAACAAGUUUCUACAGGAGAAUUGCCGACCACUCCCUCAAAUGUAGACAGAGGUUGAAUUUUGCCAGCAGUGUGUCCUGGGGCCAUGACUGUUGUGCUUUUGCUACUGCAUGCAGUGAUAUGGUUCGAGUCAGUGUUUUUUUUUUUCUUCUUGAUUUGUUGAAUAAAUGUUUCAUUUUCUUCUGUGACAGGGACCUUCUUUGGUUUUUAGUUUCUUCUAAUGAUUAAAAGAAAUGCAAUGUCUUUUUUUCUGGCAAACAAAGAUUAAAACCUUCAAUAAAUCCUAAAUGUUGAAG
This is a messenger RNA of Scomber japonicus (chub mackerel), 3115 nucleotides long. RefSeq names its product uridine monophosphate synthetase (gene umps). Gene Ontology annotation, biological process: 'de novo' pyrimidine nucleobase biosynthetic process; 'de novo' UMP biosynthetic process. NCBI's taxonomy places the organism in Eukaryota, Metazoa, Chordata, Actinopteri, Scombriformes, Scombridae. Bases 61 to 1536 code for a protein of 491 amino acids. Gene Ontology annotation, molecular function: orotate phosphoribosyltransferase activity; orotidine-5'-phosphate decarboxylase activity. The transcript has 10 exons. The record is from RefSeq and is a predicted model, not a curated record.